AUGCCAGCGAAAGCCCUUAUCCCUAAUAAAGCCACUUGGGGUCUUUCAGGGAGCGCACGCCAAGCGACAGCGGCCUCUGAAAGGGAAAUUACAACAUUUCCGGAGAAAAUCGCUCAAAGAUGCUGCUGUUGCCACAGGAAUGUCCAUCUCAACCGCCACGAAUACCGCAGCUUUGGAGCACAAGAAAUUGCGAAAUUGUCACAUUCGCGGAAAGAUCCGCAUGGGUAUUGCCGGCAGAGCUCACCGGGGGCCGAGACAAAACCGCUUUGCCCUUCUAUCAACUGUGACGAUACAGCACCUGCUUGUCCAGAAGAGCAGCGCUCUGCUGCUUUUCCAUCACGAAGUAGCCAAGCAACGCCUGAGAAAGAUUUCGCUCCAGCCACCACAGGCCCCGCGCCCUCUGACAUCAAGCAGCAGCCGGCAAUCCCAGUUUGCUCGCGCUGUCAAGGAAAUAUGACGUUGCAUGAACGAUGGGAGCAUGAACACCGGCGGCCGUCAGACCCGCCUCCCCAAUCGGAGAAAAACUGCGCAGCAUAUAUUGGUUUGCUGGCUGCUGGCGGGGCUAAUUUGCGGCAGGCAGGGUGUGGCAGCAGCAACAGCAGUACGAUACCUCCAGCCCAAUGCAGGAUCGCUUCAAACAUCUCGGCCAGCUGUUGCGGCCCAGUUCUCCCAUCUGGGCUGCGCCAUGCAACUUCUGUUGCCAGCAACUGUGCCCCUCACUGCCCUCCUAUAACUCCCCCCAGCACCACCUCUGGACAAUUUUGGCAGAAAAGAUGGGAGCCGUUGCCAGCCAACAACUUUUUUAAAGCCUGGGAGGCCUUUCCCACCUCUUGGGUUCACACUCUACGGGGGUCUUCUGUUGUCGUUCCCGUGUGGGGUCACGAAGGAAUGGCACAUCGGAUUUCUCGUAUUCCCCCUCCUGUGAUACGGACGAGACAUCUGAGAAAUCCGUGUAGAUCGAAUUCAGCAACAACCAGCCAGAUCAGUUUGCAACAAGAACAGCAGCUGCCUCAGAAGAAAGGUCACUAUGACUCUUCGUGUAACUCGACCGCCCACAGGCCUCUUGUAAACACAGCCAUCCAAACCGAAAACACACACAUAGCGCAGUCAGCACGAGAUCCUGCCUAUACGUGUAACGGGUGUCCAUCGUUCUACCCACCGAGACCCCCUUUUGCGCGCACUACGCCCCAAAACAAGCAGGUAAGCUGCGCCAGCUCAUGUUCCAGCGGUGCGCGAUGCAGAAGCAGGACUCCAACGCAUAGAAGGGGCGCUUCAAACAAUUCCUCACUGGGUGUCCAAACGCAUGACGACGAUGGAAUUCCCGACGUUACACGCGCACCAGCCAGCGUACAAUAUAAAAGGCUUAUUGCAGAGGAAGCUGAAUCAGGCGCCGCUACGGCUGCCUUCCAGGCUGCCGCUGAGUUGCAAGCUGCCGCUGCAGCUUUCGGGAUGGCCAUUGGUCGGCUUUCAUCCCUCACAAGCCCCGUCAACACCAACCAGCAACCAAUUAUUCCAGGGAUCCGCAGGCAAGGCCCUACUCGUUCGGAAGCAGAUAAGAAGUCCCAAUUCCUUCAUGCUUCAAAGAGCCUCCCUGCUCUUAACGGCCACGAAACUUCCAGGGUUACGCCAAGGCGUGAGCUGUCACAGAGAGAGGAACAGCUUUUGGACUGCAUGGCAGCGUCUUUUGCUGCCGUGAACUUGGACCCGUAA
Molecule: messenger RNA, 1710 nt
Organism: Eimeria acervulina
Lineage: Eukaryota; Apicomplexa; Conoidasida; Eucoccidiorida; Eimeriidae
Exons: 4
Coding region: 1-1710 (569 amino acids)
Source: RefSeq, a predicted model, not a curated record